Branchiostoma floridae (Florida lancelet) is the source of this 3586-nucleotide messenger RNA. RefSeq lists its product as uncharacterized. Lineage: Eukaryota; Metazoa; Chordata; Leptocardii; Amphioxiformes; Branchiostomatidae. The record is from RefSeq and is a predicted model, not a curated record. Gene Ontology annotation, cellular component: SCF ubiquitin ligase complex. Gene Ontology annotation, biological process: protein polyubiquitination; SCF-dependent proteasomal ubiquitin-dependent protein catabolic process. The transcript is spliced from 3 exons. Bases 224 to 1444 code for a protein of 406 amino acids. Gene Ontology annotation, molecular function: protein binding.
UGUCGGAAAACGUUCCAAACGUCGUAAACCUUUGUGUUCAGCUGAUUUUGGAUGGGGGAGGGGAGAGCCUAAAAAUCCAGUCGUCUUUCUACAACUUUCAGCUAUCUGCUGCGGUCUAUGUGCGGCUACUAUGACGUCUGGUCCUCUCGAAAGGAUACAGAGUGUUCAGAAGACACAAGAACAGCAGCCAACCGUCACCAACAACUGAACCCCUAAUGCAAUAAUGGCACCAUCCAGGAAAAAGAGAAAACUCAGGAGAAACACUCACCACCAUGUCAAAUACAAAAAACACAACACUUCACUGCUAAUGGCGGCAAGCACCUCCUCUAGAUCCAACCAACCACAUGUUGCAAGUUUUGACACGCUUCCAUUGGAAUGUAGAAUCCUGAUCUUCUCUUUCCUAUCCGACUGGGACAAAUGUACGGCCUCCACUGUGUCAAAGUCAUGGUUCUUCACAAUCCGCAGCCCUAUACUGUGGCAGACGGUCGACUUCACAACUUUCUCUGUGGACACGAGAGACGAGUUUUACAAAGACUACGUUCAGACGGCACUGGCACCCUUGGACUGGAAGGGCCAUGUCUUGUACUGUUUCAACUGUUACAAGAAGAGACUGGAGCACUACGCUCGUUACCUAAGAUCUGUCAAGGCAUCGGUGAAGCAUCUUCGCUUCCAGUUCGACCUGGGACAUCCUGAGGACCAGUUUGGAAAAAUGCUCAUUAAUGUACUACGAGGGGUGAACUGUCGGAACCUCGUUGCACUGGACGCAAUGUGGUCACAGACCCUGUGCAGACCGUUAAUGCCCCACCCCUCGGAUUAUUUUCCUCCCUACGAAUCCCCUCCCCUGGGGAAGGUCAAGGCCUUUCAGGAAUUUCUCAAAGUUUUGGUGGCGGCCGCACCCAACCUGAGGCAAGCGAUGCUGCCGUUUGAUUGGUCGUUUGAGUCGACGAGUCUGCUGACACAGUUCAGGUACCUGACAGAGCUACACCUGAAGUACUACUGGAUAUUCAGUGUCUUGUCUCAGGAGCAGCUGACGGCACUACUGAAGGGUCUCACACACCUGAAGAAGUUCACACUACAGCUGAGGAAUCGCAUCACACCAGGUUCUCUCCAUGAGUUACAGUACACCAUGGAGUCCAAGUCUAUCCAACUCCUGGACAUCUCUGGCUGCCAGGGCUUCUUCCUGCGUGGCAUGAACAUGCCACAGCUGCAGAGGAUAUGGGUCUCGCGGCCGCGCUGGUCAGGACCGCUCAUCAUCCUCAACGAGCACUCCUUCAUCCCACGCUGUGUGUACUACGUGUUGGUGGAGGGCGCGCCGGCGCUCAAGGUCAUCAACUCGUACAGACUGGAGGAGAAUUGGACUCGGGGCUUGAGUGGUGAACUACACCGUACACUGCGCCAUGCCUGCUCCUGUCAGAAACACCUCAACUCCUGGGCUCUCAUGUAGCAACACUGGACAGUAACUACAACUCCUGGGCUCUCAUGUAGCAACACUGGACAGUAACUACAACUCCUGGGCUCUCAUGUAGCAACACUGGACAGUAACUACAACUCCUGGGCUCUCAUGUAGCAACACUGGACAGUAACUACAACUCCUGGGCUCUCAUGUAGCAACACUGGACAGUAACUACAACUCCUGGGCUCUCAUGUAGCAACACUGGACAGUAACUACAACUCCUGGGCUCUCAUGUAGCAACACUGGACAGUAACUACAACUCCUGGGCUCUCAUGUAGCAACACUGGACAGUAACUACAACUCCUGGGCUCUCAUGUAGCAACACUGGACAGUAACUACAACUCCUGGGCUCUCAUGUAGCAACACUGGACAGUAACUACAACUCCUGGGCUCUCAUGUAGCAACACUGGACAGUAACUACAACUCCUGGGCUCUCAUGUAGCAACACUGGACAGUAACUACAACUCCUGGGCUCUCAUGUAGCAACACUGGACAGUAACUACAACUCCUGGGCUCUCAUGUAGCAACACUGGACAGUAACUACAACUCCUGGGCUCUCAUGUAGUAGGAUAGGAGCUCCUCUCUACAUUACUCUACAAGAUAACAUGUACCUUCCUUCCUUUAGCUUUUUGUAUGCAAGAUGCCAGGUCAUGGGAUGCUGUAUGUUGUUGUAACUUGUGAUCAACAGCUCCUUACUGAAAGGACCUGGGAAUUUCCCAGCUAAUACAGAAGUGCUGAGUGUUCAUAUGGUAGGUCAUGGAAAAUCAUGCUUGUUCAACCAGAGGUUGGGCUCUGACUGUUUUUGCUGUUUUAUAGACAUUUUUAUCAGGCUAUCUAUUUCGUACUGUUUUCUUUAUGUCGCAGCAGCAAGACACAAAGAGAACAGCGCUAGCGCAUAGAAAUGUAAAAAAAAAACAGCCUGAGCCUAACAUCUGCUUGGAGAAUAUAAUAUGUAACAUUUUCAGAACUGUUCAGUAGUUUUAUCAGGAGUUCAUGGACACUGGUACUGUUAUGUAGGUUGUGGGGUGCAAGUAUAGAUAUGGACUGUGAUGUGUUUGUCUAUCAAGAUUACCUCAGUUCUCAGGUACAUAUAGGCUGGGAUAGCAAAAAAAUAUGGCAAAUAAUGACUAAAAUUAGCCAGGAAGCCAGACAUGUUAGCUUUAGUCUGCUUCUGAUGGUCAAUAUCUGGUGGGAUGGCAGCCAUUGCAGUUAGUGAUCAGCUAACAAGACUGGAUUUUAGGCUAAUGGUACUACAUGUGCUAGUGAUGUGUCCGGAUCUACAUGUAUGCUAUUUGUGUAGCUUACCUAAGAUGUCAAAUGAGUCUGAAGCACCAUAACAGUUAUAUGAUGACAAUAUACGUACACACAGGGGACCAGAUGCAAAUAUAAAGUUGGUGGUAAAGUUUAGCAAUGAUAUCUGGUCCAUUUUGAAUAUCACAUGGGCUUUGAAAUAUGGCUUGUCAAGGAAAAUAUCAACCCAAUGUUUCCCAUUCUUAUGAUUUGAAAUUGAACAAAUUGAAAAAUUGAUAAAAAUUGAAAAUAUUGAUAAGAACUUGAGUUGGUUGGGAUCAUAUAUAUUGUAUCUUAACAUGAUAGCUUAGAUAUUGAUAAAAUGAACAUUGAGCUCUAUUUACUAACAAUGGGCACUGCCCUUUGAGUCUUUGACGGAAAAAAAUGUACCUAACACAAUAUAAAGCUGCUGUGUAGGUAAAUGAAUGUAGAAUUGCAAUAUGAGGUCCAAUGGUUCAAUUCACAAAUGCCCUAUGUGUUAGAAAUGCAACAUAAACAUGGUGAGCUGUCUUAUAUUAUUCUGUUUGUUUGUUUCAUGUUUGUUGACUUGUUUACAAAAUAUCAUGUGUAUGUUGUGUAUCAAAGACUGCAGAUGCAAAACACUGUUGAUUAUGGUCAUAUUAGCCACCAUCAACACUUUGUCCUGUUGUUUUGGACAUAUUUUUCUCCCAUAUAACAUUACUGCAUGCAGAAAUGUAUGAAUUAGUUAGGUUAGUGUUUCUUCUUUUAAAGUUUGUUCUAAUAACUUUAUUUAUGGAAAUAAUAUUUUAGUAGGUAGGAUCUGAAGAUUUUUAUGGCAAUAUCAACUGGGAUCUUGUAGCAAUUAAAAAAUGUUGAAUCUAU